ACCGAGGAAAGGAAGCGCGCGGAGGAGCGGCGCGGCUGCCCCCGGGGCCGGUCGGAGCGGGAAAGUGGGGUCCCGCGAGCUCCGAGCUUUCAUAGCUGCCAGUUCCUGUUUAUACUCCAGAACCAACCAAUAAGCUGUAACCUGUGUCAACCAACCAAAACUCAGCAAACAUCAACCAAUCAGAACUAAGCAAGUUUGCAUCCUUCAUUUGCAUAAAUGGAGGAGCAUGGGAACCUGGGUUGACAUUUUGGUGACCCAAACGGGACCUGAAGCAGACCUCCAGUGAUCACUGUCACUUCACUGACAACUGGAGACCUGGUGCCAGUAGUUUAUCCAACCUUCUGGAGUCAACCAUGAUCCCUGGAAAGGCCCCUCUCAAGUUUUAAUCUUCCUGGCUUGCUUGAGGAUUGAGACAUUAUUUGAGCUACACACAUUCCUAAAUUGAUAGGGCUGAAAUUGAAACUCUACUGUUCGAUCUGUUACCAAAAAGGAAAAGAAAAAUCUUCUGUUGUGUAAUUGCUUUUUCUCAUGAGAAGCCCAGUUAGAUAACCUGGAAGUCAAACCUGAUGAAAAAGGAGGAAAAAUUGAGGCAUGGAGAUAGAAAGACUGUAAAUGUGAUAGCCAAGGGCUGGAUCCCACUGGAUUAGUCAAAGUAGGACAAUAUGCUUGCAUUUUCCUGCAAUUGUUUAUUAACUGGAGCUUUCAUUCUUCACUUAAUCAGUGGUUCAUAAGCUAUGAAUCUAGGUUGAGCCCCUACAUUCCCAUGUGCAAAGAACAUUAUAAAAUCACUAACGUGGAAAUAUAGUCUCCUAACUUUUGGGUCCUGUUAUUACUUUUAAAAUACAAAUUUAUUUGUAUCAUCCUUUAGUCAUUAGGUAUUUUCUGAAGCAAUGGAAGCUGAAAGUACAGAAACUACACGCAGAAUCUUCUACAUUUGUGGACGAUGAAAAAGGAGUCUUUGUUUUUUAAAAAAUCAGAAAGCAGUGCUCUAGGGGCUUCUAAUAUAUAAGGAAAUUAUUGUAAUUUCACAUGCAAUAUGUUCUAAAUCUUGAUCUCUUAAUCAGAAUCGUAGAGAAUCUCUCUUCUAGGUUUGCAGUUAAUGGUGAAAACCAAAAGCUCCACCUUUGGCUGGAUAGUGGAUAGAGGGGGUUGGAGGCUGCGGCAAGGUAAACUACAACUCCCAGGAUUCUUUGGUGGGCUCUCUGGGAGAUGUAGUUUAGUCCCGCCUUGGCCCCUCCCUGCCUCACACCAUCUCUACCCCGGCUCUGGGCUCACGUUCUGGAUAAGGACGGCGUGGGGGCGGUUGUCUCAUGACAAUUUCAUUCUCGUUUUGUCAUUUUUCUCAUUUAGCUCAUUUUUGUCAUUUUAGUACAUUGUUAGGCAUGCUCUAGGACUACUCCUUCGGAGAGAGGUCGUUGCGGAGGAGGGGCCGGGAGCGUGUGUUAACCCGGAAGAAGUGAACCAGGAAGUCAACGUGAUUUCGGGUUUGUUGGGCUGAAAUGUGGCGGGUCUCUGAAGGUUCCGACCUCAGUAAAGAGAGCUGACGUCUAUUCUUCUUUUUCUUAGGUACUGUGCAUAGUUCGUUCCUGAUCUUCGCCGCCGCCUCCUGUAUUACCUCUUUAUGGAAUCACUCCAUCUACUGAGUUACACAGCAUGGUUUGCCCGUGCUGCUGCCCCGCGGGCUGUCGCUUCUAACCUGCCUACACUUAGAACUUUCCCCAAAGCAUCAGAGUAAUACUGUUACUGUGAUGGGUAAUGGAGAAGUCGUGCUGUUCCCAGAUGCUGAGAUGAAUCGUCACCUGUGUGUUUGGCUUUUUAGACAUCCAUCUCUUAAUGGUUACCUCCAGUGUCACAUCCAGCUCCAUUCUCAUCGAUUUAGACAGAUACAUCUUGAUACAAGGCUGCAAGUUUUUAGACAAAACAGGAAUUGCAUUUUUCAUCUGUUAAGUAAGAAUCGGCCCAGGAGAUAUUGCCAUCAAGACACCAAGAUGCUUUGGAAGCAUAAAGCACUACAGAAAUAUAUGGAGAACCUGAAUAAGGAGUACCAAACACUUGAGCAAUGUCUGCAGCAUAUCCCUGUGAAUGAAGAGAACCGAAGGUCCUUGAACAGAAGGCAUGCUGAGUUGGCACCUCUUGCAGCCAUUUACCAAGAAAUUCAAGAGACUGAACAAGCAAUUGAAGAAUUAGAAUCAAUGUGUAAAAGCCUAAAUAAACAAGAUGAAAAGCAGUUACAAGAACUUGCACUGGAAGAAAGGCAAACCAUUGAUCAAAAAAUCAAUAUGUUGUACAAUGAGCUUUUCCAGAGCCUUCUGCCAAAGGAGAAAUAUGACAAAAAUGAUGUUAUUUUAGAGGUGACAUCUGGAAGAACUACUGGAGGUGACAUCUGCCAACAAUUUACCCGAGAAAUAUUUGACAUGUACCAGAAUUAUUCGUGCUAUAAACACUGGCAAUUUGAACUUCUGAAUUAUACACCAGCAGAUUAUGGUGGACUACAUCAUGCCGCCGCCCGAAUUUCUGGUGACAGUGUCUAUAAGCAUUUGAAGUAUGAGGGUGGGAUUCACCGAGUUCAGCGUAUCCCCGAGGUGGGCCUGUCCUCAAGGAUGCAGCGCAUUCACACAGGAACGAUGUCGGUUAUUGUCCUUCCUCAACCAGAUGAGGUGGAUGUGAAAUUGGACCCCAAGGAUUUGCGAAUAGAUACAUUUCGAGCCAAAGGCGCAGGAGGGCAGCAUGUUAACACAACUGAUAGUGCUGUCAGACUUGUCCACAUCCCCACAGGGCUAGUAGUAGAAUGCCAACAAGAAAGAUCACAGAUAAAAAAUAAAGAAAUAGCUUUUCGUGUGUUGAGAGCUAGACUCUACCAGCAGAUUAUUGAGAAAGACAAGCGUCAGCAACAAAGUGCUAGAAAACUGCAGGUGGGAACAAGAGCCCAGUCAGAGCGAAUUCGGACAUAUAAUUUCACCCAGGAUAGAGUCAGUGACCACAGGAUAGCAUAUGAAGUUCGUGAUAUUAAGGAAUUUUUGUGUGGUGGGAAGGGCCUGGAUCAGCUAAUUCAGAGACUGCUUCAAUCAGCAGAUGAAGAAGCCGUUGUUGAACUUUUGGAUGAACACCUUAAAUCAGCAAAAUAAAUACUGACUUAUUAUUAUUUAUGAUUAUAUAAAUGAAAUGGACCUAUAUCAAGAGGCAGACUGAGGUUUGGAAAUCUUUAUGAAUAUUUGUAAAUUACAGCUAUAAGAACACAUUACACAUAAAUAUAUGUUUUUUAAUGAAUCGAAGUCACAUUUCCUAACCUAAGGAUUUAUUUUAGGUUUCCUGUAAAGUACGAUCCAACUCAUCAAGUAGAAAAUAAGCAUGCAUCACUGAAAAGGGAAAGUAUUGAGAAGUGAUUGUGCGAUUUAGGACAGGUCACUUGUUCUCUUUAUACGCCUUUUUUCCCUGCCAUCUAUGAAUUAAUUUAAAUACAUUUUUCAUCUACUACUUCAGGAAAAUAUGGUAAAAUUUAGUGAAAUAUGAAUGACAGGCUUACUUAUAAACCUUUUAUUUAAAGACAAAGUACUUUGGCCUACAGUGGUUGCUUAUGCCUGUAAUCCCAGCGCUUUGAAGGGCCAAAAGGGGAAGAUUUCUUGAGGCAACAAUUUGAUACUAGCCUGGGCAAAAUAGACCCCAUGUCUACAAAAAAAUUCAAAACAUAAAGAAAAAACAUAAUACUGUUAAUCAUGUUAAAGUUAAGACUUACAGACUUCAACUUUUAAAUAAAAAUUAUGAAGAAUAUGAGUCACUGAAUAGCAAUGAGCAUCUAGGUACAGACUGUAAAGCUCUUUGAUUGCUGUAUGAAUUCUACACUAUAUAAACAUAAGCUGAUAUUUUAAAUAGAC
This is a messenger RNA of Cercocebus atys (sooty mangabey), 3872 nucleotides long. RefSeq names its product mitochondrial translational release factor 1 (gene MTRF1). Gene Ontology annotation, biological process: translational termination. The transcript is spliced from 14 exons. The record is from RefSeq and is a predicted model, not a curated record. The coding region runs from base 1749 to 3125 and encodes 458 amino acids. Gene Ontology annotation, molecular function: translation release factor activity. NCBI's taxonomy places the organism in Eukaryota, Metazoa, Chordata, Mammalia, Primates, Cercopithecidae.